UUGGGCACCCUGAGCCAGAGAAGAAGGGACCCCCUGAGCCCAGUCUUAGUGAUGGAGGACCCUGGCUGUUCUCUGGAAGUCAGACGGGUGCAAGGAAUUAAUACAAAGAACGCCACUUUCAUUAACAACACCACAGUGUGCUACCCAUGCGGAAAUUUUAUUGUUUUCAUCGAUAUAGGGACAAGAAAACAGUCUUUUUUACAAUGUCCAACAGGCAGCAUUAGAGCAUGUUCUGUUAAUAUACAGAGUGAAGUGGUUGCAUUUUCCAACCAGAAACGUAAGCCAAGUAUUUUUGUGUAUUCAUAUCCAGGGCUUGCUAGAUGUGCAGAACUAAAAGGGGGGGCUGUGCUGGAUUAUUCUGUACUUGCUUUCAGUUAUUCUGGAUCCUAUUUGGCAAGUUUUUCUUCUGCUCCUGACCAUGUGCUUACAGUCUGGAACUGGCAGGAAGGUAUUCCUCUGUGCAGCAAGUCAGAAUCUAAUGACACCUUUACCAACUUGACCUUUAAUCCUAUGAACAUGCUCCAGUUGUGUUCUUCCAGUGAGUCGUCUCUUCUCGUUUGGAACAUUGAAGUGUGUGACACUGUGUAUCGUCUAAAAGCACUACCAGUCAACCUUCCCAAUGAAGAUGGUACAAUGGCCAUGGAGGAUAAAAAUGUUGAUGCUACCACUUAUCAAUCUUAUGGUGGGCUCGUCCUACCAAUCUCUGCCAUUGCCGGCUUAGUGGAUGAUAGUGCACUUAGGUUCAUUCCAAAGGAAAAAAGGAAACCUGUGGUCCAGCCUAGUUUCCAUUGCUGGAGUUCAACUUCUGAUAUAUAUUUGGGUUGCAAAGGAGGACAGCUGCUAAGCAUCAACUCUGAAACUCGGAAAGUCACUAUCCUGAGCCAAAAAGAGCCUUCUUCCUCUGAAGAACAGCUUAUCAAAGCUUUCCAUGAAGACAGCAUAAAGACAAUGGCACUUCAUAAAAAUGGACUAUACAUAGCUGGCAUGGAUGGUGUUGUGUGGUUAUGCUCUAUAAAGGGUUCUGAGUUUAAAGUGCAAGAAUGCUUGGAUGCAAAAGAGCCCAUCGAGAGCAUUGAUUUUUCUGCAGAUUACAAAAUGCUGUCAGUUGCAACAUGUAAGGGAACACUAUACAUCCAUGACACAAGCAGAACAGAAGAAACACAAAAUAUAUUAAGUGUAAACAACGAGGACUUGCUUGCAGCUGACUUUUUGACGUCUGGAAAUAAAUGCUACCUGGGCAUAGGGAUAUCAGGAGAAUUGCAAGUGUGGUCGGUUGAGGACGGAACAAGGCUUGGCACUCUCAAUCUCAAUAUACAGGCAACGUGUAUGGCCUGCUGCCCUUCGUCCAGUUAUGCAGUUGUUGGAAGCAGUGAUGGACAUGUCUAUUUCAUUGAUGUUUCAAGACCACAAGCUCCUCGGAUUGUCCAAAGAAUUACACUUUAUCAUGUUCCUGUAAAACACCUACAUUUUGACCAAGAAGGGAGAUUUCUUCUGAGCGGAGCAUCUAAUGGACACAUAUUUAUUGUAAAUGCAAAACCAUCCCGUUCAUUUCUUGUUCUUGGAUGCAUAGAGGCUGGUGGAGACAUUCUGUCCCUUUCUACAAUGAGUUCUGUGGUUACCCAGCAAAUGAAAGCGUUGGCACUUAUCUGCCCCGUGGGAGAAAAGAAUGAAGAGGCUGGAGGAACUCAGUUGGCACUAUUUUCUCUGACAGAAGAUGUCUUUUCAAACCCAGAUAAAUACAGGGAUGAAAGAGGCAUGUUUAAUGACCAGGUGAUUCAGAAGUGUCAAUAUGAAGUGGAAGACCCUCUGUGUUCUGCAGUGUUUGGAAGCAAUGCCAACUCAGUCUUUGGGUACUGCAGUUAUUCUCCCUUUAUUUACAAAUAUGUGCUCCCAGAGAAAACCAAUGGGGAUUUGGUGAACCUACUAACGCCAGAGAAGAAAGUCAGAGGAAGUCAACUUGGACCUGGGUUUCUUUGCUGCUCUCCUCACCACAAGUGGCUGGCAGUGUUUGCAAAAGAUGGCAUGGUAUACCUCCAUGAUUCACAUAACCUGGAAAAAUUUGCACAGGCUCAUUGUCAUUCAUACCAUACAGGAGGGAUACAAUCCUUAGCCUUUUCUUUGGAUGGGCUUAGGAUCGUCACCACAGGGAUAGGGGAUGGUGCGCUUGUGUACUUAAGAUGGAAAACUACUGGCAAUAGCAGACUACGAGAAGCCUAUCAGCAUGGACAAGAUCUGGAAAAUUCUCUGCAAACAGGAAUGGAGAAGGAGGAUAAGGUGCUAAAGAAAAUGACGACAUGGUCAUCACAAGCAACUGUCUCCAAUAACCAAGAGAAAGAAACAGAGGAUAAUCCAACAAGUGUGGAGGUAACCGAUCAUGAUGACGGCUACACCAGAAAUUCAUCACUUGCUGCCAACCCAACCUGGCUUGAUCAGAAAAUGAACGAAGCAAUAAAGAAGGAGACACAGAAAUAUGCCACUGAGAAAGAUUACUUGAAACAAACGAUUAAAAAGCUCCGCCAGAGAAUACAGGAAAUGAUGAGAGAAAAUGAUUCACUGCCUGAUAUUGAGAAAUUGGACCAACAGGAAUUUAAUCUGGACACUGAGGAACAGGAGAGACUGCUGGCUGAGAGUGAGCAGGAAGUGGAGAGAGUGCGUAAAGAGAUCGAACUGGAAAACUUGUCCAAACAAUACCUGCGUCAUGUCAUCAAACAGGAAUGUUGGGACUCCAUGAUAGUUAAGGGGCGCUCUGUUGCGUCUUUUCAUGCGAAAUAUGAAGUCAACAACUACCCUUUGAAAGAGCAAUCCAGAAAGGCCUUGGACAAACUAGGGCAAGUGUUAAGAGUGAAACAGAUCGCAGAGCUGGAUCUUAAGGCCAGAAAAGAGAUUGUUGAACUGCAGACAAAAGUUGGGACAGAGGAAGAUGAUGAUGCAGAAGACGAGGAUAGCAAGAACAAGGACACUACCUCCCUGACUGGCAGCCUGAGCGGUCAUUAUGGUGGAGAUACCUCUACCUUGUACAACCAGUUGCAUAUCAAUGACAGAGAAGAAAAGAUAAACCAGAUCAUAUUAAUCCAAGACAUCAUCUACAAAGUGAAAAAAAGCUUCAACAAGGAAUUUGAUUUGGUGUGCAAACAAAAAGAGCAAGAGGUUUCCCGUGUCAAGGAGAGAAACGAGAGAAUCAUGGAGAUUAUGGCACAACUAAAUGUUCAAGAAAAAAUUCUAGAACCAAAAUUCACAGAUUAUGAGAAACCAGAGCGAGCUCUGACUGUGGAGGAUUCAGAGGUAAAAGUAGAAAAAUAUCUAACUCCGGAGCAGAAAUUGCUGGCAGAACAAGUGGCUAAACAAGAAGAAGAGAAGCGGCUUGCUGCACAAGGCGAUAAUGCCAAGCAGCGUGCUCUUAAUGAUAUGAUGGGAGGUGUGCUGGAAGUGAAAAAGGAAGACAUUUUAAGAAUGGAUAUCCCGCAGCCAGCAUUUCUAUCCAAGUCCGAAGAAGAUUGGAAUGAAGAUGAAAAAAAACAGUUCAAGGAAUAUGAUAAAAAAUGUAAAGAGCUUAAUGAGGAAAAAGAGAAGUAUAGGAAGUUAUUAGAGGCAGAAAUGAAAAAGAUUCAGUUGUCCAUAAUGGAAAGCACACAAGGAUUUGAUGACACGCUGAGUAAGCUGUUCCAAAAGAAGGUGAAAACAGAAAUGGUCCUCUACCAGGAGGAGCUGAAAAUCAGAAAUCUAAUAUUCUUGCUUCUGAAUGAAGAGGAAAUAACCACAAGGAUAACUCAGCUGAAUAACAUUCUGCAAAGAAAGCGCAAACAGAAGAUUCAAACAUCCGAAGCAGUGAAGACAUUUAAAACUGAAGUGGAUUUCUUCAGGGAAAGCUAUGACAAUCUUGUAGUGGAAGAUAAGUUUCUGGAUCGAGGAUUUAGGAAGGAUUUUCAAGACAUUUCUGCACAACUAGUUGAACAUCUUUAUAAACUUUUUAAACGCAGACCAAGAGUUCAACGCCUGAGGACACAGACAGACAGUGCAGCACCUUUUAGUGAUCGUCCAGGAUCGGCCAUGGCAUACAGUGAGUCCUUAGCUCAGCUAAUGCAGGCAAUGGAUGAGUUUGAUGCCCCAGAAAAUAUACCAGAAGGACUAGAACUGCCAGUGUGGGAACGUUUCUGCAAGACAAGGCGAUCCAAAAUGGAGAUUGAGCAGCAAGUGAAGCGCAAAGCUGCGGUUUUAGCUGAAAUGCAAGCUUUCCUACAGAGGAGGAUUGAAGAAGAUGAAAAGAUGCAGCGGGAUAUUGAAAAUAUCAUGCAGGAAAUAAGCUUGCUACGAAAUGAGAAAAUGAAAUUUCAGCUAAGUCUGGUUGUCCAGUUCCUUCUCAAACAGGGACAGGUGGAAAUUGAAAUCCCAGACUUGAUUCCGAAUUAUCAGGAUGCCUUGCUCCUUCACAGGAGUGCGAUUGAAGAGUUAAAUGGCAGAAUACAGAAUGUUGGAGAACUGAAAAUUGCAAGCAUGGUAGAAUGCAAAGAUUUCCGAAAAGGAAUUUUUCAGCUUGAAUGGGAAAAUAAAAAAAUACAAAUGGAGAUGGAAGAUCUGAAACAGAAAUCCAGGGAUAUUACAAUGCUCCGCGUUACAAAAGAACUCCAAUUUUUUCUUAAUGAGCCAAAUUAUUCAAAACGUGUAUCUGAACAGAUUUCAGAUCUAGAAGAAACCCUCAACUUACAAGAAAAACAACAUGAGAAAAAUGUGAAUGGCUACAAAAGAAUCAUUAGGGAUUUGGAAAAGAACAUUAAUAAAAAGAAUCAAGCUAACAGCCAGUUGGAAAAGGAUCUGAAAGACACACUGCUGUCAUUCUCCGAAAGAAAACAUAUUUAUGAUGUCGUUGGCUCCGAGCAAAGUUCCGCCAACAGCGCAAAAGAUCGGUACAGGGACAUUAUAAAACGCAGAAAGCUGUUGGACCUGGAAAAAGCACAAGCUCAAGAGAUUGCUGUACUGCGGGCUGAAGUAGAUAGAUUAAGGAUGAAAACCUUCCCUGCUUUAAUACAAAUGGAAUACUAGAUAGUAACCAAGGAAUACAGUAAAUGAAGGGUUAAUUGAAAACCUCAAAUGAAA
Pelobates fuscus (common spadefoot toad) is the source of this 5091-nucleotide messenger RNA. RefSeq names its product cilia and flagella associated protein 43 (gene CFAP43). The transcript has 38 exons. Gene Ontology annotation, cellular component: axoneme. Gene Ontology annotation, molecular function: protein binding. Gene Ontology annotation, biological process: cilium assembly; sperm axoneme assembly. The coding region runs from base 52 to 5037 and encodes 1661 amino acids. NCBI's taxonomy places the organism in Eukaryota, Metazoa, Chordata, Amphibia, Anura, Pelobatidae. The record is from RefSeq and is a predicted model, not a curated record.